AUGGCAAAACGAUCCUCGGGCACGAUACCACCGUCCUCACCCCAACCACAACCACGACCAAGCCACCAGCGACAGAAAGCUCGCACCAGUUCCAGAUCGAGGUCGUCGUCACCGCCAGCCUGGACCAGGAUGCUGCUGCUGCUGUCGCUGCUGAUGACGGUGCUCAUGCCCAGCCCAGCGAUCGCGGCCGGAUCCUCGUUCGCGUCCCAGCCCAUGACAUUCUGCAAAUGUAUCUGCUUUGGCAACUCGACCAUUCUGCCCAUAUUUCGACCCCGCGACCCGCUCAGACCGUGUCUGACCUGCACACGACAGGUGAGCUCGCCCUGGACAAGAGCAGAAUCCGGAUCCCAACCAACGUGAUCCGUGAUCAGCGGUGGUAUUGAAACAUCUUCCGAUGCCCCCGCCUCCAGUUCUGCCUGGAACAAAAACUGCCGGCCUGCUUGAACGCCAAAGCGAGCGAUGAGGACUUGGACGUCGGCACGGGCGAAACGGGGGACGUGCAAGCUCGGUGUUUCCGUAGGUUUGGUCUCACACUGGCAGAGCGAGCAAAGCUCACAUGUUCUCUCUGACGGUUGGCUUGCAGAACGCGACUCUCCGAAAUCGCACGUGCUCGUCGUACUCUUCCUUGUCGUUACGAGUUCUCUCCUCCUCGGCGCCGUGCUCAAGCAGAAUGGGAUCGACCCGGCCCAGCUGGCGACACGAGGUGGAUUCUCGAGCACGGUCAGCGUAAGUGGAAGCUGUGCAGGUACUAGCUUUUGGCUCUCUGUACUGAAGGCCGUAUGUCGGACUUGCACAGGACUUGUCGCACUGGGCGAAUUCUAAAUUGCGAGGACGGCGGGGCGUUGGAUUGAACGGACCCGACGGUAUGGCUUUCCAUGCGCUUCCCAGGCAGGACCGAUGA
Microbotryum saponariae is the source of this 901-nucleotide messenger RNA. The record is from the annotation of a GenBank genome assembly. Lineage: Eukaryota; Fungi; Basidiomycota; Microbotryomycetes; Microbotryales; Microbotryaceae.